AUGAAAUUUACAACAACUAUAUUAUUUUCAAUUUUAUCAUCAUUAAUAACUAAUACACAAGCAUCAUGUACAUUUGAUGGAGGUAAUUAUUAUUGUUCAGAAACUUCAAAAAUUAUUUAUAAAAAUAUUGGAUUUAGUGGAAGUUAUCAAGAUGUUACAAAUAUGAAUGAAAUAACUGGUAAAUGUACUCAAGAAACUUUUUCAUUUAAUGGGAAUUUAUCACCAUUAGAUGAAGAAUUAUCAGUUCAUUUUAGAGGUCCUUUAAAAUUAAAACAAUUUGGUGUUUAUUAUCCUUCAACCACUUCCCAAAAUAAUAAAAAAAGAGAUGAUGAAGAUUGUAAUAUUCAACAUUUUCAUCAUAAACAUAAAAGAGCUACUGAAAUUGUUCAAGUUACUCAAACUGUUUUUGUUGAUGGUAAUGGAAAUUUAGUAACUAGUCAACAAACUUCAAUUGCUACUGAACAACCACAACAGGAAUCUUCAGUUGUUGCUCCUGCUGUUGAAUCUGCUAUUGAAACUGCUGUUCAAGGUAAAGCUUAUAGAUCAUUAUCAACUAAAUCAGCACCAACUACAACAAGUUCAACUUCAACAGCUUCAACUUCAAGUUCUUCAUCAUCAACUGAAUCUUCUUCACCAAGUGGUUCAUGGGAAAGAAGUUCAUAUUAUACUCCUGGUUCAGCAGAUAAUUGUGUAUUUUUAAAUUAUCAUGGUGGAUCAGGUUCAGGUAUAUGGUCAUCAGUAUUUGGAAAUUCAUUAUCUUAUGCAAAUAGUGAUAAUAGUGGAGGAUCAUCAUCACCAAUUGCUUUAGCUGAUGUUACAAUUGGUUCAAAUAAUGAAUUUGUUAUAAUGUCAGGAUCAAAAUGUGAUAGUUCUUGUGGUUAUUAUAGAGAAGGUUCAGUAGCACAUCAUGGAUUUGGUGGUAAAUUUAAAAUAUUUAUAUUUGAAUUUGAAAUGCCAUCUGAUAAUUCUGGAGCAGGUUUUAAUGUAGAUAUGCCAGCUAUUUGGUUAUUAAAUGCUAAAAUUCCAAGAACUUUACAAUAUGGUGAUUCUUCAUGUUCAUGUUGGAAAACAGGAUGUGGAGAAUUAGAUUUAUUUGAAAUUUUAUCCAGUGGUUCAAAUAAAUUAAUAAGUCAUUUACAUGAUGGUCAAGGUACUGGUAUAUUAAAUACUAAUAAUGGUGGUGGAGGAUCACAAGAUUAUUUUGUUAGACCUUCAAGUGGUUCAUCAUUAAAAGCUGCUGUUAUUUUUAAUAAUGAUGAAAUUCAUAUUAUUCAAGUUGAUGAUUCUACAAAUUUUGGUGAUUCAUUAGAUGAAAAUACUGUUAAUGGCUGGUUAGAACAAUCUGGUAGUAUUGCAACUAUUGGUUAUUAG
Molecule: messenger RNA, 1371 nt
Organism: Lodderomyces pseudojiufengensis
Lineage: Eukaryota; Fungi; Ascomycota; Pichiomycetes; Serinales; Debaryomycetaceae
Gene: TOS1
Product: Tos1p
Exons: 1
Coding region: 1-1371 (456 amino acids)
Cellular component (GO): fungal-type cell wall
Source: RefSeq, a predicted model, not a curated record